GCAAUAAAAUAACAAUAGUAAAAACUCAUCCACUAUUAGCAUAUUUUCAAUAACUGAGAAAAAAAAUUAAAGCAAAAAUUCCCCAAAAUCUCGAAAAAUUCCGUUCCAGAAAAAUCUCAUUUUCUAGCGUUUCAGAAAUUCCUGCCAAAAAUUCCAUGAUUGCUUUGAUGAGUGUGGGGAUGGAGUGACAAGUGGCGAAAUCUAGAGCGUCAAUGAUGAGUAGUAUGAAGAGCUCGGUAGCUCUGGAGUGGAAGUUCUCGCAGGUUUUCGGGGAACGGACGCCUGGAGAGGAAAUUGAAUACGGUGAUAUUAUUUCUGCAAUUGAUUUCGAGAAAAAAGGCAAGUAUCUAGCUGCUGGGGAUAAUGCUGGUCGUGUUGUCCUUUUCGAACAGACGGAUGGGAAAGAUCCCCGUUCUUGGAAAGAGUUGGAGCACUCAGAUUAUCCUGUCACUUGGCAUCCGGAAUACCGUUUCAAGACCGAGUUUCAGAGCCAUGAUCCAGAGGUUGAUUAUAUGAUGAAUUUAGAAAUUGAAGGGAAGAUCAACAAAGUAAGAUGGUGUGCUACGCCUAAUGAUUCUGCCUUCAUUCUAUCAGCAAAUGACAGGACGAUUAAACUGUGGAAGGUUGUGGAUCGGAAGGUGAAGAAAGUUAAAGAAAUGGAACAUCCAUCUGUAUGCUCAGAAAAUGCACUUCUGUCAGAGAAAAGUUUCAUGACUGGGGAGACUGAACCCUCCAUCCCUAACGGCUACCGUCUGGAGUGGACAAAUAAAGUGCCCAAGAAGGAAGUCCCACCACAUCAGGAAGCUCUCGCCAUGAUAUCUAGAAUUGGAGAGGCUGCCCCUGCAAGAUGUCGGAAGGUGUACGCUCAUGCUCAUGAUUAUAAUAUCAACUCUAUCUCAACCAACAGUGAUGGUGAGACAUUCAUGUCUGCCGAUGACCUUAGAAUAAACUUGUGGAAUUUGGAGAUCAGUGAUCAAUGCUUCAACAUCAUUGACAUGAAGCCGUCCAACAUUGAGGAUCUCACAGAGAUUAUAACAUCAGCUGAGUUCCAUCCAGUCUACUGUAAUCUCCUAGCUUACAGCAGCACGAGAGGUUUCAUCCGGUUAGUUGACAUGCGGCAAUCAGCAUUAUGCGACCAACCUGCAAGGAUAUUACACGACCAUGAAGGCCAUGGAUCUCGAUCAAUUUUUACAGAGAUAAUUGCUUCUAUCUCUGAUAUGAAGUUUGCAAGAGAAGGAAGACACAUCUUAAGUCGUGAUUACAUGAAUAUCAAGCUGUGGGACUUGCAUAUGGAAGGUUCCCCUGUUGCAACUUUUAAGAUCCACGAGUAUCUCCGACCUAAGUUGUCUGAUUUGUAUAACAACGAUGCAAUUUUCGACAAAUUUGAAUGCUGCGUAAGUGGGGAUGGGCUUCAUUUCGCAAGCGGGUCGUAUAGCAAUCUCUUUCGAAUUUUCUCUCUUGGUGCUGGAAGCAAGGAGGGAAUCACAUUGGAAGCUAGCAAAAAUCCAAACAGGAAGCAGCUUCCCCAGACAGUGAAAGCCACACGACUGCUGAGAAGCUUCACUCGUGGACAAUCCCAAACAGGACAUGACGGUUCAAGCUCCGACAGCAACAGUUUUCCAUGUGACUUGAACUCGAAGUUGCUACAUAUGGCAUGGCAUCCAACUACAAACUUAAUUGCUUGUGCAGCGGGAAAUAGCUUGUACUUACACCAUGCAUAGAUCUUCUGCCAUUCUCUAUCCAAUUUCAGAAGAUCCCAUAAGAAAAAUGGGAGUUGCAGAUUUGUCAGUUCAUCUAACAACGAGAGCGACAGCAGGGGAUAGAGAAAUGUUCAAGGAAUGGUUACGGAGAGAAGUUCCUAUUGGAAAUGAAAUGACCACCAUAAAGAGCUUGUUUUGGAUGCUUGCUUCAGUGAAUAGAAGUGAUGGAUUGGGGCUGCAUUUGAGAGAGAGAUUCUUUGCAAGUGUAUAAUUAGGGCUGAGCAUCCCAAAUAAUAUUCUUUUUUGAGCCUCAUUUCAUGCCUUACUGUUUGGAAGGGUCACAUGAAUAAACAUAUGUAUAUAAUGCACAUGCAUGGAUGGAUGUGAGGUUCUGCGUUUUGAAGCUGACCAAGCCAGGGCUAGCCCUGUAAGGAAAAUAGUUAAAAUGACCAAGAGUUUAAAACCAA
Messenger RNA from Magnolia sinica, 2167 nucleotides. RefSeq names its product serine/threonine protein phosphatase 2A 55 kDa regulatory subunit B beta isoform-like. Bases 213 to 1721 code for a protein of 502 amino acids. Gene Ontology annotation, molecular function: protein phosphatase regulator activity; protein binding. Gene Ontology annotation, cellular component: cytosol; protein phosphatase type 2A complex. NCBI's taxonomy places the organism in Eukaryota, Viridiplantae, Streptophyta, Magnoliopsida, Magnoliales, Magnoliaceae. Gene Ontology annotation, biological process: peptidyl-serine dephosphorylation. The record is from RefSeq and is a predicted model, not a curated record. The transcript has 15 exons.